UCACUGUGUCUUAUAUAGAAGUCUGUUUGUUUGCCAUUUUAAAUGAUUAAAGUGUUUUUUACCUUUCGUUACUCCCAGGCACCCAAGAAGGCCAAGAGGAGGCAGCAGCAGGGUGAGGGUGGAUCCUCCAAUGUGUUCUCCAUGUUUGAGCAGAGCCAGAUCCAGGAGUACAAGGAGGCUUUCACAAUCAUUGACCAGAACAGAGAUGGCAUCAUCAGCAAGGACGAUCUCAGGGACGUGCUGGCCACCAUGGGCCAACUGAAUGUGAAGAAUGAGGAGCUGGAGGCCAUGGUGAAGGAGGCCAGCGGCCCCAUCAACUUCACCGUUUUCCUGACCAUGUUCGGCGAGAAGCUGAAGGGUGCUGACCCCGAGGACGUUAUUGUGAGCGCUUUCAAGGUCCUGGACCCCGAGGCCACUGGCUCCAUCAAGAAGGAAUUCCUUGAGGAGCUCCUGACCACCCAGUGCGACAGGUUCACCGCUGAGGAGAUGACCAACCUGUGGGCUGCGUUCCCCCCUGAUGUGGCUGGCAAUGUGGACUACAAGAACAUCUGCUACGUCAUCACACACGGAGAGGAAAAGGAAGAGUAA
Centropristis striata (black sea bass) is the source of this 588-nucleotide messenger RNA. RefSeq names its product myosin light chain, phosphorylatable, fast skeletal muscle b (gene mylpfb). Gene Ontology annotation, molecular function: calcium ion binding. Gene Ontology annotation, cellular component: cytoplasm. Gene Ontology annotation, biological process: skeletal muscle tissue development. The transcript is spliced from 5 exons. NCBI's taxonomy places the organism in Eukaryota, Metazoa, Chordata, Actinopteri, Perciformes, Serranidae. Bases 43 to 588 code for a protein of 181 amino acids. The record is from RefSeq and is a predicted model, not a curated record.